Molecule: messenger RNA, 912 nt
Organism: Miscanthus lutarioriparius
Lineage: Eukaryota; Viridiplantae; Streptophyta; Magnoliopsida; Poales; Poaceae
Source: the annotation of a GenBank genome assembly
AUGGCGGGGGGGUUCGUCAAGACCCAGAAGACCAAUGCUUACUCCAAGCGUUUCCAAGUGAAGUUCAAGAGAAGGCGUGCUGGUAAGACAGACUACAGGGCAAGGAUAAGGUUGAUUAACCAAGACAAGAACAAGUACAAUACGCCCAAAUACCGAUUUGUUGUGCGAUUUACCAACAAGGACAUCACUGCACAAAUCGUAUCUGCAAGUAUUGCGGGUGAUAUGGUUCUUGCUGCUGCCUAUUCCCAUGAGCUGCCACGAUACGGUCUAGAAGUUGGUCUGACCAACUAUGCUGCAGCCUACUGCACUGGUCUUCUUUUGGCUCGUCGUGUGCUCAAGAUUCGUGAUUUGGAUCAGGAGUAUGAGGGCAAUGUUGAGGCCACUGGUGAGGACUUCUCUGUCGAGCCAGCCGAAGGGAGGAGGCCUUUCCGUGCACUCUUGGAUGUCGGCCUUAUUAGGACUACCACUGGAAACCGUGUCUUUGGUGCCCUGAAGGGAGCUUUGGAUGGUGGUCUGGAUAUUCCUCACAGCGAUAAGAGGUUUGCUGGCUUCAAGAAGGAUGAUAAGCAGCUGGAUGCUGAUAUCCACCGCAAGUACAUCUAUGGUCUCCAUGUUGCUGAGUAUAUGAAGAAUCUGGCUGAUGAGGAGCCCGAGAAGUACCAGGCUCACUUCAGUGAGUACAUCAAGAAGGGAAUUGAGGCUGAUGAAAUGGAAGCUCUGUACAAGAAGGUCCAUGCUGCCAUCCGUGCUGAUCCUAGCAUGGCUAAGUCAACAAAGAAGCCACCAAAGGAGCACAAGAGGUACAAUCCCAAGAAGUUGACCUAUGAGCAGAGGAAGGCCAGCCUCGUGGAAAGGCUCAACGCCCUCAACUCCUCUGGCGGUGCCGAUGAUGAUGAUGAGGAUGACGAGUGA